Molecule: messenger RNA, 2664 nt
Organism: Nycticebus coucang (slow loris)
Lineage: Eukaryota; Metazoa; Chordata; Mammalia; Primates; Lorisidae
Gene: CPLX1
Product: complexin 1
Exons: 4
Coding region: 647-1051 (134 amino acids)
Biological process (GO): neurotransmitter transport; regulation of neurotransmitter secretion; synaptic vesicle exocytosis
Cellular component (GO): terminal bouton; SNARE complex
Molecular function (GO): syntaxin binding
Source: RefSeq, a predicted model, not a curated record
UGCGGGUCUCGUCCCUCGAGGGGCUGGGCGGGGGGACGGGCUUAGGGUCUGGGAACGCCCUUUUUCCACCCCGGGGUGCCCGAAGCAGCUGGAGGCGCCCGGGCCCAGCCAGAUGGGGGGCACGGCGACCCCCGCCCCCUUCCUGGGCUAGCGAGGACUCUUCCGACUCGCGGUUUUGCACGUGCGGGGCCCAGCGCCCACAAGGCUCCCCGCAGGGUUGGAGGGGAUGGCAGUGGGAUUCCGAGUUGAAGGGCCGGCCGGGGUCUCGCACUGGCUCGGAGACGGCUCCCGAAGGCCCGCAGCGUUGCCCGGGGCAGGUUCGGGGAGACGCGCGCGGUCCCGCGGCUCCAGGCCCACCCAGCUGGUGUCCACGGCCCCGCCCCUUGAUGCUCCCUUCCCCCGCCCUCCUCGUCACGCCCGGCGCUGGCGCGGGCUGGGGGCGGGAAGCACCUCCGUGUGACGCGCCCUCCCCGCGGUGCCCUUCAGCCGCCGCCGCAGUUCGCUCCUAGCCACAUGGACCCGGCCGCCCCGAGCGCUCCCUGCCACUGACCGCGCGCCUGGCCCUGGAAAGGAGGAGGACCCCUGGCCAUACUUGAAUGUGAGUUCUGAGCCUUGGACGAGUCACUGAGGAACCUGAGCCACCGUCAUGGAGUUUGUGAUGAAGCAGGCCCUGGGAGGAGCCACCAAAGACAUGGGGAAGAUGCUUGGAGGUGAUGAAGAGAAGGACCCGGAUGCGGCCAAGAAGGAGGAGGAGCGCCAGGAGGCUUUGCGCCAGGCAGAGGAGGAGCGCAAAGCCAAGUAUGCCAAGAUGGAGGCUGAGCGCGAGGUCAUGCGGCAGGGCAUCCGUGACAAGUACGGCAUUAAGAAGAAGGAGGAGCGCGAGGCGGAGGCGCAGGCCGCCCUGGAGGCCAGCUCGGAGGGCAGCCUGACGCGGCCCAAGAAGGCCGUCCCGCCGGGUUGUGGGGACGAGCCGGAGGAGGAGGACGAGAGCGUCCUGGAUGCGGUGAUCAAGUACCUGCCCGGGCCUCUGCAGGACAUUUUCAGGAAGUAACGCAGCGCUGCAGCCCCGCGACCCCGGAGCCCCCGCCCGCCCGCCCCCUGAGAUCCUCCGCGGAGACCCCUAAGGGAUGUCGGGAGCCCAGUGCAGCCUCACGCCGAUAUAAGCCAUAGCCCUAGGUCUGUCCUUCCCGCGCCCCACUCGCCCCGGGAGCCUCCGCCCACCCUCCCGCACCUCCGCCGGGCUAGGAGGGUCCGGCCCGGGCCCCCGCAGCGGCUGCGGCACAGAGUCGGCCCAGUGCUCCUCUGCCCACGAGGAUGAAGCCCCUUCCUGCUCCGGCCGUUCACCGCCCGCGCGCCCCACUAGCGCCCGAGCCCAGAGCCGUCCCGCAACCAUGCAGGGCGCGCUGCUCCAAGUCGGGCGCUCGUGCGGGUCCAACUCAGGAGCACAGCCAUAGGGCGGUGGGGAGCAGCGGGAGCCCACCCCGGCUCUCGGUCAGCCCUCCUACCCGCUUGGUCCCUAGCCCCCCCGCCUCGGUCAGCCCCCCUCCACCUUGCUUCCAUGCUCUCUUCCAAACUUCGCCUCGCGCCCGCCGCCCGCACUCUGGCCCCGGGCUGCUGGCACAGCUCCUUUGUGUCUUCCGGGCCUCACGGCCCACCACCAUCGGUGCCCCUCACGCUGAGUCCACAGUCUGUCUCUCUCUCUCUUCCUCCCUCCCUCCCUCUCUCCUCUCACUUCUCUGGCAGGUUUUGCUUCUUAGGAUCGCCGUGACCGUGUUCCCUUGUCAUCGAGGGAAACAAAGCAAUUGUUUGGGGAAGCUCAGGACACUCCCCCAAUCCCGCCCCCCUCUUCUCUACUGGGAACCCUGCCCUCCCUCAGAGCACCCACACUUUCAGCAAGAACUGGGGAGCCCUGGGGAGGCCUGAGAAACCCAGAGCCCCUGGGGGCGCUUGCGGUGGUCCGGAGCCCCGCGCCAGGGGCCAUGGCCCAGGACCCACCCUUCCCCGUGCCCGUCUCCUUUCCCCAGGGCUGAGGGGUGAACCGGCGCAGAGCCCAGAGGGAGAAACCAGGGAGGCGAGCCCCCAGCCUAGAGCCCUUCCCUUCUGUCCUUGUUUAAUUUGCAUCACAAUUUGUUGAAUCUCAGGUAAAUGAGGUCUCUAUAUUUGAUGAGUUUUGUCUCGACAGGCGGUCGCCUGGUUCCCCGGUUCUUUUGUGCACAUGGAAAACGUGUUCAGUGUCCACGCGUCGCGGGCCAGAGGCGUGGCUCGGCAUUGACCCUCAUGACCUUACAUAGCUUUAGAGAAGCCAUAACGACCGACCGCAAUACGAACCCGACGCCCUCACAGCAGAGGCGCGCGCGCCCCACCCGCCCGUCUCGCCCGCCACGUGCCCCCUCUGACUCCUCCGGGUCCACGCCUUUUUAAAAUGCCUGUUUUCACACUUUAAAAAGCCAGCUCUGAGCAGACAGGGCGUUCUCUCGCAGAAACCGCGCAUCCCGUCCCCAGCGCGUGGGGCGCCCGGCCGCGGAGCUUAGCUAUAUGUGGAUGUCGUCUGUCCGUCUGUCCCUGCGCCCUCCUGCAUGUCGGGGGCCCUCGCGUGUGUUCUCUCCCAAUGGAAUCACAGCCAAUAAACACCAUAGUGAUUCACGCUCCGUGGCCAUUCCUUCA